CUUCCGGUUGAUACAAAAAAAAAGGGUUGUGAGGAAUAUUAUCCUCUGAGCAUUUUCUUAAGUGUUUGCAGAUCAGGAAAUAUUUAGAAAUAAAAUGAUACGAUACACAAACAAACCUGACGCGCAGCCGUACAGCGAAUCAGCCCAAGGCACACUGUAGCAUUAUCAUAGCAUCAGAGCUCAACAGCAGCUACGACAAAACACCUUUAAUGUCUUUCUCCUUUAAUAAUAGCAUAAAUUAGGUCAAACAUGGAAGCAAAAAGGGAUAAAGAGCAAGAAACAGAGUGUGCAAAGAUCACUAAUGGGCUCCUGAAGUCCCGAACUGGAGAAUUUGAUUUGGAAUCCAUUUUAUUUCUCAAACUAAGGGGCCUAGGAAUAUAUGAUCUCGGAUGCAUUGGAGAAUGUAUAAACCUGGAAAGGCUGGACCUCUCUGGGAAUAAUAUUACAAAUCUAGCACCUCUUGUGUCACUCCGACUUCUUCUUGUGCUUAAUCUGUCUGCUAACAGGAUUUCCAAUAUAGAAUCCCUCUCUGGUUGUGAAAGUCUACAGAGUCUGAAUAUGGCAGGCAAUCUUAUAUCCAGCAUUGAUAGCCUCCAUGCUUUGAAGUCUUUACGGAAAUUAGAGAGUAUCAGGCUGAAGGACAACACCUACAAUUACACUAAUCCAGUUUGCAAGAACCCGUCAUACAGAAACACAGUGCUUGAAAUGUUCCCAAACAUCAAGGUGUUUGAUGGGGAACGGGUGGCUGGCCGGGGAAGUGAUCUGUACCAGUUAUGUAAAGACAUUGAUGACACAAUAAAAGCAGGCAUGUAUAAAAAUGGCCAGCUGCCAGAACUGCCAGAAUGUAAGCCAUGGGUAGAAGAUGGAUUUUGGGAGAUAAAGAGAUCAAAUAAUGCCAUUGUUGAAGAAGCCUACAAACAAUUUAAUGAUGUUAUUCAUGAAUGCAGGCUGCUAAACAGAAGAGCAGCUCAUGCAAUCUCACAAACUGAAAGGACACUUGGCCUCAAAAACCCACCAAAGCAGUAUUCUGUUUGAAAUGAGCACACAUUGCUAAAUAUUAUUUUAUUAACAAAGUUGCUAAAACCCACCUUUUCUAUUUGUUUUUAAAAACCUGCAUGCUUUACACAUCACUGGUGCCAGAACUCCUGAAUAGUCAGUGCAUAGAGGACAAGCUUUACUGCAACUCCAUUGUUGACCUCUUGUUGUUAGACUGUCAUGAUGUGGUUAUUCUUGUAUUUAUUGACUGUUCUUGUUUUUCCUUUCAUCCACUGCUUAUUGGCUUUAUUUUUGUGUGCUGCAGAGAAUUGUGCAUAGCCUUUGUAAUGUUGCAUUGUUUACUUUUUACUUUUUGCCUGCAUUUUUCUGACUCUGAACUUCAUCAUAGUUUAUAAUGCAUCUAAAUUGAUAAAACACAUAAUAACUCUGUUGUGUUUUCCUAUUUUUAACCUUUGUACUAUGUUAAAAGCAAUGUUUAGUGUUCAUUGUCAAAACUGGCUGGGUACCUUAAAACUAUUUAUGAAGAAUUUUAAAAUGUUUAAUAUUAACUAUCAUGAAUGUCUUUGUGGCACAGUGAGUAGCAUUGAGCCAGAAUUCAUUAAUUUUAAUAUUGAACAAGUUUAGAUAUGUUAGCUGGGCAAAUAAAUUAAUUUUUAAGCAAAAAAUACACUCGAAUGAGUGAGGAAAACAGCAUUUUUCCCCAAUUUGAUCAGAUCACAAUAGGAUUAUGCUUUUCAGUGUGGAGUAAUUUGGAUAACUAGACGUAGGUUUACAUCGCCAUCUUGUGGCUGUUUUACUGUGCUUUCUAUUCUGACGCCAGCUAACAGUCCCACUGUCACUAGACUGUUUAAUACCCUUAAUGCAGAUAUACCAGGACAAAAUUGGCUAAUUUUUCUGGCUAUUAUUAAACAAUACUUGUAAUUAUGAUACUUUUGUUUUUAAUUCUCAAAGUCUGUUUCUGGGAAAAUAUAUAUAAUUUAUAUCUGA
Molecule: messenger RNA, 1983 nt
Organism: Tachysurus vachellii
Lineage: Eukaryota; Metazoa; Chordata; Actinopteri; Siluriformes; Bagridae
Gene: lrrc61
Product: leucine rich repeat containing 61
Exons: 9
Coding region: 250-1035 (261 amino acids)
Biological process (GO): outer dynein arm assembly
Cellular component (GO): cytoplasm
Molecular function (GO): protein binding
Source: RefSeq, a predicted model, not a curated record